UCAGAGAGAAAGGCCUCCCUCCUCCUAGAAAUGCUGAAACUCCAACCAGAGAAGAAACCAGUAGAGCUGAAGGGCUGGUCAGAUGAAGAGAGUGAAGUGAGGAGUUUCCUUCAGUGUCUGUCCUACAUCUCACAGCUGAGUUUCUGUCCAUGGUGGCCUGAUCCCUCAAAGCGGAUCAAGUUCCUGGUGGAUCUCCUGUCUCAAGCAGCAGAGUGGGAGGAGCAGACAGGAGAGAAGACACUGAAGCUGGUAUCAUCAGUGUGUACUUACAGCACCUUUCCCUUCUGUGAUGAUGAUGAUGAUGAUGAUGAUGAUGGUGACAUUAAUAAGAAAUAUCAAUGUAAUUUCCUGCUGGAUCUGUACUCACAUGUGAAGGACUAUGAGACUCAAACAGGCAGGAGUGUCCUUCCAGCAUUACAGCCAGUUUACCAGUCAGCCAGUCCUGCAGUCUGGCCCAUAGACCUCUCAGAGAGAAAUGCCUCCCUCCUCCUAGAAGUGCUGAAACUCCAACCAGAGAAGAAACCAGUAAAGCUGAAGGGCUGGUCAGAUGAAGAGAGUGAAGUGAGGAGUUUCCUUCAGUGUCUGUCCUACAUCUCACAGCUGAGCUGUGAUGAUGACAGGUUCUUCCAGACUGUGUGUGAAUCCAUCCCUGUGAGGUCCAGAGAAGAGGACCAGCAGUUGGCCUCUCUUCUCCAGGCCUUGGGCUCCACCCUGUCACUGGGAGGAGAGUUACCCAGGAAAACCUGCAGGUCUGUGGGGAGAGUCCUGGGUCUCUGUGCCUCCAGAGUGGACCUUACUCUCACCCCCAGCAAGAUCUCUCUCAAAGGAGCCUUACUUCUUUUGAGACAUGAGUCAAAGCUCCACAAGCUCAGGCUGAGUGUGGGUAUGGCAGUGAAACUGUCCAGACUGGUUAGGAGGACAGGGAGAGGUGCUACUCCACUGACUGUCCCAGAACUCUCCCUGGUCCUAAAGAGCAGCCAUCUACCAGAGAGAGUGUUAUCCAGGGCUCUGAGUAGUGUGGCGUCCCUGCUGAGACUCUGGAGGGUUCAGUGUCUGGACCUGACUGACUUCUGGAUCCAGGGUCACUCUCUCAUCACACUGCUGUGUCACCAGGGACCUCUCUCUCUCAGACUGAACUCAGACACUCUGCAGCAGCUGACUGUAGUUGUGUAUGAAGCUCAGGACAAGGACUUGACUCAGUUGUUCCUGGAGAAGGUUGGUGGAGACCUGACCUCCUGCAGGCUGGACUGGGAAGUGCUUCUCUCUCUGCUGCAGCUUUCAACCCACAACAUCACUGUGGACCUCAGGAAGAACCGGCUUCUAGAGAAGAACAUCUCAGAUCUUCUCCCCUUUCUGGGAAGGGUUACUCUCAAGAGUUCCAGCUUUGUAAAGUCCUCCAUCAGACACAUCUAUGACAGUAGAGACAGUGACUGUGUGUCCAGUUUGUUGAGGUCUUCAGACCAUUGGAUCAACCUGAACAGCAGAGAGCUGGACAGAGUGGACUGUACUGCUCUGUGUUUUACCCUGCAGCACAGCCACCAAGUCAAAGUCAACCUGCUGUGGACCUCCAUACCACCGGGGGAGAUAGAGAGCAUCCUGCCUCUUCUGGACAGAGUCUCCCAACUCAGUGUUGACAGGAAGUUACUGCUGAGUUUCCUCCAGUGCUGUGCUGCCUCUAAGAUCCAGCAGGGGGCACCACCACCACCAACAGCAGAAUGGCUGCUCAGGUCUCUGCACUACAGGCUGGACUUCUCCUGCUCCUCCUCUGUGGACCUGUCAGCUCAGGACCAGGAGAAGGCUCUGUGUCUGACCACUGACCACUGCAGGGCCAUCAACUCUGUUCUGAAGCAGAGCCAACACAGCACCCAGCUGGUCCAGAACCAGGUCCAGCUCAUCCUAAGAGACUGUGAGGUGGAGGACAGAGCACUGAGGGAGCUGCUUCCCAUCCUGCAUAUCGUCAAGCUGAGUUCCAGCAAAGCUCUGCUACUUCAGCUGCUGGACCUUGUGUCUGAGGGGAUUGAAGAGGGGCUGCUGAGGCACACAGGGUCCCUGUGCAGAGCCCUGGAUGGGGAGCUGGACCUCAGUGAGACCAGGCUGGAUCAGAAGGCCUGUGGAUCUCUGGCCCUGGUUCUGGAACACUCAGAGGGUCUGUCAAAACUGGACCUCAGCCACUGUCAACUCACAGACCACCACCUACAGGCCCUGAUCACAAACCUGCAUAAAGUACAAGUCCUGGACCUGAGUCACAAUGACAUCACUGAUGCUCUGACUGACAGAAUACUCCAACUGGUCUCUACCAACACUUCAAUACACACCGUACGACUCUUCAACAACAGAAUCCAGGACAGAAGACCCUUCCUGACAGACAAGAGGUUUGAGAUCUGGUGAAACAACAUCAGGUCUUAGUCCAGGAAGAGAAGGCUGAAUCCAGGACAGAAGACCCUUCCUGACAGACAAGAGGUUUGAGAUCUGGUGAAACAACAUCAGGUCUUAGUCCAGGAAGAGAAGGCUGAAUCCAGGACAGAAGACCCUUCCUGACAGACAAGAGGUUUGACAUCUGGUGAAACAACAUCAGGUCUUAGUCCAGGAAGAGAAGGCUGAAUCCAGGACAGAAGACCCUUCCUGACAGACAAGAGGUUUAACAUCUGGUGAAACAACAUCAGGUCUUAGUCCAGGAAGAGAAGGCUGAAUCCAGGACAGACGACCCUUCCUGACAGACA
Molecule: messenger RNA, 2720 nt
Organism: Salvelinus namaycush (lake trout)
Lineage: Eukaryota; Metazoa; Chordata; Actinopteri; Salmoniformes; Salmonidae
Exons: 10
Coding region: 31-2388 (785 amino acids)
Molecular function (GO): protein binding
Source: RefSeq, a predicted model, not a curated record